Molecule: messenger RNA, 4140 nt
Organism: Sugiyamaella lignohabitans
Lineage: Eukaryota; Fungi; Ascomycota; Dipodascomycetes; Dipodascales; Trichomonascaceae
Gene: YBT1
Product: bile acid-transporting ATPase YBT1
Exons: 1
Coding region: 1-4140 (1379 amino acids)
Biological process (GO): transmembrane transport
Cellular component (GO): fungal-type vacuole membrane; fungal-type vacuole
Molecular function (GO): ATP binding; ABC-type peptide transporter activity; ATP hydrolysis activity
Source: RefSeq, a predicted model, not a curated record
AUGAUUUGGAAGGGUUACUGGACUCCGUUGGAGAUGAGCGACGUUUGGGAGCUUCGUGAAGACGAUCAUGCUUAUCACGUUUUGAAGAAAUUUAGAAAAAUCAAGCGUACAACUAACUUUGCCUUGAAACUUGUUAUUCAUUUUAAACGUGAAUUGUUAGUUGCAGGUUUCUGGGCCGUUCUCUAUUCGUUCACCACCUUUGGUCCUUCGUUAAUUCUCAAAAAGAUUCUUGAAUAUGUUGAAAAUCCUAACAGUAUUCCCACAAAUGUCGCCUGGCUCUAUGUAUUUGGAAUUUUUGCUUUCGGUGUUAUUGAUAAUGUAGGAACUGGUCAAGCGCUGUUUAUCGGCAGACGAAUCUGUAUUCGUAUGCGUGCCAUUAUUAUUGGCGAAGUGUAUGCAAAGGCGCUACGCCGUAAAGCGGUUGCUGGAGGUGAUUCCAAUCUAGGUAAAAAGUCGAACUCAGAUGGUGAGGAUAGCAACAAGGAGAAGGAUGAAAAUGAAGAUUCUCAAGCGAAUAUGGGUGCAAUUAUCAAUCUAAUGGCUGUUGAUGCCUUCAAGGUAUCUGAAAUCUGUGGAUAUCUGCACUACUUUGUUUCAGCAAGUAUCACUAUUUUGGUUGCUAUCUGGUUCUUGUAUUUCAUUUUAAGCUGGAGUGCAUUUGUUGGUGCGGCCGCGAUGCUUGUUAUCAUGCCCUUGAAUUACUGGUUCUCAGAGAAAUUUGCCCAGUAUCAGGAUGAAUUGAUGUCCGUGACUGAUCAAAGAGUUCAAAAAACGAAUGAGCUUUUGACCAGUAUUAGAAUCAUUAAGUAUUUUGCUUGGGAGGACAAGUUUGCUCAAGGGGUAAGUGAUAUUAGAGAAAAAGAAUUAGCCAUUCUCAAAAAGAGAUAUCUUUUGUGGGCAUUUGGUGCCUUCAUUUGGUAUUUCACUCCCCUUUUGAUCACUGUGUCAUCGUUUGCCUCCUUCACUCUUCUUCAAGGUCGCGAACUAACUGCCCCAAUUGCUUUUACUGCUCUUUCUUUGUUCAAUAUUCUCAAGUUUCCGUUAGACCAGUUAGCUGAGAUGCUUAGUAAUGUGAUCCAAUCCAAGGUUUCAGUAGAUCGUAUUGAGCAAUUUCUUAAUGAAGAUGAGACUCAUAAAUACGAACAACUUAACAAUGAUCUCCCCCGUGGACCGAACUCGCCAUACAUUGGAUUUGAAAAAGCUAAUUUUUCAUGGGUUAGCUCCGUUAAUAGCAAUGACUCUUCGAAUAUUGACUCUUCAGAAGUCAUGCCCAAGAGAAAUGAUUUCAAGCUGCGUGAUAUUGACAUCAAGUUUGCUGUUGGUGAAUUGAACGUUAUAAUUGGGCCCACAGGUAGUGGUAAGACCUCGCUGUUGAUGGCUCUCUUAGGUGAAAUGGACUUGGAUUCUGGUCGUGUUUAUUUACCCUCGGCCCAUAGCCGUGAAGAGGUUAGGCCCGAUUCCCAGACUGGUCUUACUGAAACUGUUGCAUACUGCUCUCAACAGGCUUGGUUGCUUAAUGACACUCUUAAGAAUAACAUCAUCUUUGCUAGUGAAUUUAACGAAGAAAGAUACAAGGCUGUUAUAAAGGCUUGUGCUCUAACCCGAGAUUUGGAAAUUUUAGAAGCUGGAGAUGAGACUGAAAUUGGUGAAAAGGGUAUCAACCUUUCAGGCGGCCAAAAGCAGAGAAUAUCUCUGGCUAGAGCUAUCUAUUCAAGUUCCAGACACCUUAUUCUUGACGACUGUCUGAGUGCUGUUGACUCCCACACUGCUCUUUGGAUCUAUGAGAACUGUUUGACUGGCCCUAUCGUGCAGAAUCGUACUGUUAUUCUAGUUUCACACAAUGUAGCUCUUACCAUAGCUCAGGCCUCUCAUGUAGUUAUUAUGGACAAUGGUAGAAUCAAGGCUCAAGGUACUCCUGCUUAUCUUGCGAGCUCUGGCGCUCUUGGAAAAGAUGAACUGAUUAUGCAAAGUGCAUCUCAAAGUGCUUCACAGAUUGCGACUAGAAGUGCAUCUCAGGCUGAUCUCACACAGCUCAAAGAUAAAUCUAAACCUCUUGGUGGUAAAGAGCUGGCUGACCGUCUAAAGAAGGCUAAGAUCAAGGCCAAUACUACGGAUGCACCGUCCUCAGUUUCCAGUGAUGACGAGACUCUUGAAGAGCGGUCUCAGAAGAAGAAAGGUACGUUGAUUGAGGAUGAGACUCGAUCGACAGGUACAGUUAAUAAAGAGGUGUAUAUGACUUAUUUGCGUUCAAUGGGUAAUUUGUAUUGGUGGUUUGUUUUGGCUUUCCUGUUUUGUCUCCAACCUCUUGUUGGUGUCGCUCAAUUGUGGUGGACCAGAGAGUGGACUGAUAGUGGGUACUCCGAUGCUGCAGUUUCUAUGUUUACGUCAGCUCUUGGCCUUGGUGAAUCAAAUGCUCCAGGACUACCAGUCUUGGCUCCUCCUUUGAAAGAGAGUAUCGAAAUCGGUAUCAAUACCAUCCGUGCACCCGAGCACAGCACUGGCUACUAUAUCACCGUGUAUGCCCUCAUUGGUUUCUUGCUAAUGAUUGUUGCUUCGAUUAAAGAUUUGACUAUGUUUAUGGGCGGAUUACGUGCUUCCAGAAUUCUUUUUCAUGACUUCCUGGAAUCCGUACUGAAAGCCAAAAUUAGAUUUUUCGAUUCCACACCCGUUGGUCGUCUUAUGAAUAGAUUUUCCAAAGAUAUGGAAGGUAUUGAUCAGGAUCUUGCUCCCGUGAUCGGUGGUACCGCUAGAUGUCUCAUUCAAGCAUUAGCUACUGCAAUCGUAAUCACAGUUGUCACUCCUCAAUUUGCAAUUGCAGGUGUUUUCAUCUUUUUGAUUUACUGGGCUAUCGGUGUAUUCUAUCUUGCUACUUCGAGAGAAUUGAAACGUCACGAUUCGGUCACAAAAUCGCCUAUCUAUCAGCAAUUUGGUGAAACUCUUGUGGGUGUUUCUACUAUCCGUGCAUAUGGUGAUGAGCGUAGAUUUAUUAGAGAGAACAUGAAGAAGAUUGAUACCAACAAUCGACCAUUCUUCUACAUGUGGGUAAGUAACCGUUGGCUUUCUUUUAGAGUCGAUACAGCGGCUGCUUUUGUUUCGUUUUGCGCUUCUGCGUUUGUUAUCUUGAAUUUGAAUCAUCUUGAUUCUGGUCUUGCCGGUUUGUCUUUGUCCUAUGCUUUGAGUUUCAGUGAAAAUGUCCUUUGGAUUGUUAGAUUGUAUGCAAUGCUCGAGAUGAAUAUGAAUUCUGUGGAAAGAAUCCAGGAGUAUAUGAAAGUUGAUAGUGAAGCACCAACAGUGACUGAUAUUCGACCCCCUUCGGACUGGCCAAGUCGUGGUGAAAUUGAAAUUGAAAAUUUAUCUCUGAGAUACGCUGCGGACUUGCCAUUGGUGAUUAAAAAUGUUACUUUUAAAGUGGAGCGGUUUAAUAAGAUCGGUAUUGUUGGACGGACUGGUGCAGGAAAGUCCACUAUUAUCACCGCCUUGUUCCGCUUCAUUGAGGCUGAGACCGGUUUCAUCAAGAUAGAUGGGUUAGAUAUCUCCACGUUGGGUCUAUUUGAUCUUAGAAGGGCUCUAGCUAUUAUUCCUCAAGAUCCAACUCUGUUCACAGGUACUAUUAGAUCAAAUUUAGAUCCCUUCAGUGAGUAUAAUGACCAGCAAAUCUUUGAGGCAUUGAGAAGAGUUCAUCUUAUUCCGAAUGCGUCAAACCCUGGUGAAGUUGUAGAAGUUGUGGAAGGUGAAAAUGUUAACCAAUUCCUAAACUUGGACUCUCAAGUCUCUGAGGGAGGUGGCAACCUUUCCCAGGGUCAAAGGCAACUAAUGUGUCUGGCAAGGUCGUUAUUGAAAGCGCCUAAAGUACUACUACUAGAUGAAGCCACUGCCUCGAUCGAUUACGAGACUGAUGCUAAGAUUCAGAACACAAUCCGAGAGGAAUUCAAGGACACUACAAUUUUAACAAUCGCCCACAGAUUGCGAUCAAUCAUUGAUUAUGAUAAAAUUCUUGUGAUGGAUGCGGGCCAGGCAGUGGAAUAUGAUACUCCACACAGUCUGAUCUCUAACCCAGCUACAAUAUUUCACAAUAUGUGUUCCAAGAGUGGUGAAAUGGAAGCGUUACAAAAGCUGGCUCAUGAGGCCUCGAAGGCGUAG